Messenger RNA from Ficedula albicollis (Collared flycatcher), 2144 nucleotides. Its product is annotated as protocadherin beta-15-like. Gene Ontology annotation, cellular component: plasma membrane. Gene Ontology annotation, biological process: homophilic cell-cell adhesion. The annotation marks the transcript as partial. Lineage: Eukaryota; Metazoa; Chordata; Aves; Passeriformes; Muscicapidae. Gene Ontology annotation, molecular function: calcium ion binding. The record is from RefSeq and is a predicted model, not a curated record. The transcript has a single exon.
CCCCGUGUCACCCGCUGCCGGAACACCCCGGCUCCCUCCCGGACCGCCGGCGGAAUCUCACCCAGCCAGGGAAGGCGCCCGUCCCCCACUUCGCCGCUUUCCGCCGCCAAUCGCCCGGGACAUCCUCCACACCGAGCCCGGACGCCGCCGCAGCCGCCGCCGCGCCAUGGCGAUCGCAAGGCAAGUGCUUUGUCUCUCUGCUUUCCUGGCGCUGCCGCUCGCUCGCGCCGAGCCCAUCCGCUACUCCGUAGCCGAGGAGGCGGAAAGCGGCUCCCUGGUCGGCAAGCUGGCGGAGGACGCGGGGCUGACGCCGCCGCAGCUCUCGGCUCGCCGCGCCCGCCUGCUCUCGGAGGACGGCCGGCAGCAUUUGCGCUUAGACCGCGGCUCCGGCCGCCUCCUCGUGGCGGGGAGGCUCGACCGGGAGGAGCUGUGCGCCCACUCGGCCACCUGCAUGCUCCCCUUCGAGCUGCUGCUCUCCGACCCCCUGCAGUUCUUUCGGGUCGAGGUAUCCCUGGAAGAUAUCAAUGACAAUUCACCCGUCUUCCCCGAGGAACGAGUCAUGUUUAAGAUCCUGGAAACAAGCGAGACAGGCUCACGUUUCCCGCUAGAUGUGGCUCUGGACCUUGAUAUUGGCAGCAACACAGUGCAGGCAUACAGUAUCUCUCCCCAGAACAAAUAUUUCAGUGUCUCCUAUGGGACUCGGACAAAUGGAGACAAGUUUCUUGAACUUGUUUUAGAAAAGUCUCUAGAUAGGGAGGAGCAGGCAGAGAUGCGUUUCAGUGUUAUUGCUGAAGAUGGGGGCUCUCCUCCCAGGAGUGGCACCACCGAAAUUAAGAUUGUCAUUCUAGAUGUAAAUGACAAUGCUCCCGUGUUCACGCAACAGCGUUACAUUUCAAAGGUCCUGGAGAACAUGCCUGAAGGUUCUGUGGUUCUGACUGUGCUGGCAACCGAUCAGGAUGCAGGGGAUAACGGGGACAUCACCUAUCAACUCAACCAGGCAGUGGGGCAGAGCGACUCAGCAUUUGUGAUUGAUGCCAGAACUGGGGACAUUAAAAUCACAAAACCCCUGGACUUCGAAGAAGCAGGCACUCAUGACCUCAGUGUGAGAGCUACAGAUGGUGGAGGGCUCUCAGCUAUCUGCAAAGUGCUGGUGGAGGUGGUGGAUGUGAAUGACAAUGCCCCAGAGCUGGCGGUCAGUUCCUUCAGCAGUCCCCUCCCCGAGAACACGGUGCCCGGCACCGUGGUUGCCCUGUUUACGGUCAGGGACCGCGAUUCUGGUGCCAACGGGAAGAUCUCGUGCGCCCUGGACGAUCAGCUCUUCUUCUCCCUGCGGCCAGCCUAUAAGAAUUACUACGAGCUGGUGACAGUGAGCGCGCUGGACCGCGAGCGCACGGCUCGCUACGUGCUCGGUGUCACAGCCGCAGAUGCGGGCUCGCCGCCUCUCACGAGCACGCACACCUUCACCGUGGACAUCUCGGACGUCAAUGACAACGCGCCCGUCUUCAACCAGACCUCCUACACCAUGUACGUGCGGGAGAACAACGCGCCCACGGUGUUUGUGGGAGCCGUGAGCGCUGCAGAUGCUGACGUGGGGCUCAAUGCCAAGGUGACCUACUCGCUGGCCCCGGUGCCGGCGGCAGAGCGGCCCUCGUGCUCCUGCAUCUCGGUGAACUCGGAGAACGGACACGUGUUUGUGCUGCGGCCGCUGGACUACGAGCGCUUGCGGCAGAGCGAGGUGACGGUCAGCGCCUCUGACGCGGGCUCUCCUCCCCUGCGAGCCAACGUCACCGUGCGCCUCGUGGUGCUGGACGAGAACGACAACGCGCCGCUCGUGCUCUACCCGGCCCAGGACGGCAGCGCAGCGUCCAGCGAGCUCGUGCCCGUGUCGGCUGAGCCGGGCUACCUCGUCACCAAAGUGGUGGCCGUCGAUGCCGACUCCGGACAGAACUCCUGGCUCUCGUACCACCUGCUCAGGGCCACCGAGCCCGGCCUGUUCAGCGUGGCUGUGCAGAGCGGCGAGGUGCGUCUCAAGAGGCCGGUGACGGAGAGGGACAGCGCCAAGCACAAGCUCCUCGUCCUGGUCAGGGACAACGGCAAGCCCCCGCUGUCAGCCACCGCGGCUCUGAGCGCGCUCCUGCUCAAGA